Molecule: messenger RNA, 1509 nt
Organism: Debaryomyces hansenii CBS767
Lineage: Eukaryota; Fungi; Ascomycota; Pichiomycetes; Serinales; Debaryomycetaceae
Exons: 1
Coding region: 1-1509 (502 amino acids)
Source: RefSeq, a predicted model, not a curated record
AUGAUUGAUAAUAAUGUUCUUAUAGCUAUAAUUGUAGUCUUGGGUAUCAAUUAUCUAUAUGGUUGGUAUAUUGAUUCUACCAAAGAUGUCAGCGAGGUUUACUUAAAUGAACAAUCUGUUAUAGAUGCUACGAGAAAAUCAGAUGAAUCGGCCAUUUACAAGUCGAAUAAAUUGGAUUAUUCACAUGGAUUGAGAAUCGGAUUAGAUAUAAGAUAUAACCAUUAUAAGUUGAGAAACGGAAACCUAUGUGACGUGUGGGAGGUAUUAAUAAAUUCUACUUUGAGAGAGCCUUCUAAGAAAAUCGUAAUCCAUAAUGAGACAAUAAAAAUAGUAGAGCUAAACUACAUGGUUGAUAAGAUCGGGAACUACAUGAAAGAGAAAGAAUUCAAGAAAAUCGCAAUCAAUUUAAGGAACUCCUUGGCCUGUGCCGAAGUAUUUUGUAUUCUUAUAGCAUGUUUUGUCAACCGGAUUACUGUCAAUUUCUACGAUGAUAUUGAAAACGUUGAAGAUAUUGAUUUAUAUGUAGUUGACGAGCAAGAACUCACUCGAGUUAAGGGUAAGAAGUACAUAUUAUUCAAUUCCACAAGCGAAAACUCGGUACAUGAUAUUUUAGAGGGAACACGGGGAGAAUUAUUGAAAUUUCAGAACGAAUAUCAUCCUGAUAAAGAUAAGGGAAUAGCCAUUCGAUUUAGUCGCAAAGUAAACCAUAGGAUCUUAUCAAAUAUUGACUUUGCUCAGAUUAAUUUAAUUAGUGGUAUUGCAUCUACAAUUAAGCAUGUACCAUUAUCGCGUAUGUGGGGCGAUAAAGAUACUUUACUUGUGGUGCAGUCAAAGGCUAAAACUAAUGAAAAUAUCCUUAGUGAGAUAUGCAAGAUAAUGGCGUGUUUUGUCACGAAUACUGAAGUUAAAAUAACUAAUACUGCUGACUGGUCUGUUAUCAAGUCGCAUAAGCCAACUAUAUUAUCGAUUAAUGAAUCAGACUUCAUUGAAAAUGUGCAGCUUGAGGAAAUCAAACCUCGGAAAAAUCUAAUUAAGCAGCUUCAGUUUAAUCAAUCUAUGAAGUUCCUCUCAAAAGGGAAAUUUACCACUACUUAUAACGAUAAUUUGAGGUUAGUUUAUCUUCAAACUAGUAUAAUUCAGAAAAGUAAAUUGAAUACAUUGCAAUUAAAUGAAUAUAGAUCGUUGUUGGGUGCUCGAAUUAUUAUAGAGUAUGGAUAUCCAAAUGUUGUUGGACCUCUAAUUCAAACUGACUUUUAUGAUUAUAGAAUUAUUGCGUUAAAUAACGAUGUAAAUGGAUUCGGAUGUCUUUCACAAUCAAUAGAAGCUAAGUUAGUCAAUUUACAGAAUAAUUACGGUACUAUAUUAAUAAGAGGCUAUACUAUCGGUAAGGCAUUAAAUACUAUGAAUAAUGAAAGUAGACCCUUAGCUGAUAAUGAAGGGUUUAUGCCAAUAUAUAAUGUACGGGGCAAGUGGGGUAAUGACGGGUGUUUGUAUAUAUAUAAAGCUUAA